Molecule: messenger RNA, 3090 nt
Organism: Adineta ricciae
Lineage: Eukaryota; Metazoa; Rotifera; Eurotatoria; Adinetida; Adinetidae
Source: the annotation of a GenBank genome assembly
AUGGCGAACUCAAAUAUAAAAAGAUGGAGUGUUAAAAUUAAUGAUCUUCCACCGAAUAUCUAUACUGCUGACUUGGCUGGACAGCUAGAUAUUGCAACAAAUCGAAUCUUUAUUCCGAAACAGCGAGAUUUCAACAAAUGCUACGCGUAUAUUAACGGAUUUCCAAAUGAGCAACAAGCAAAUGAGUUUACUCUUCGAUGGAAUGGGAUGAACAUUUAUGAAAGAAGAAUUAAAUGUAAAGCUCAUGAAAAUAUCCUAACGAUACCGAGUACAUUCCAUUCCCGAUGUCACGAACAAGCAUCAAUAACUGAUGAUACGAAACCAAUGAACCAGUGUGAUUUUCGAGUCACGACUGAUUCCAGUUCAUUGCAUUCAUCACAAAACAAAUCAUUUCACUCCUCUUCAGAAGCAGAUUCUAUUCAAUCUGAACAGCAAGAAUGUCAUCUUGGUAUUCACUGUGCGUAUGCAUUUUGUCCGUGGAUCCAUCCGCCAGACUGGCACGUUUGUGAAGAUGGAGCAGAAUGCGAUUCGUUUGAUUGUAAAGCGAGCCAUCCCGAAGAUCGUAAAGAUAAAUGUUCGCUUGGUGGUAAUUGUCACAAUGACGUAUGUCUUCUUUUACAUCCGAUUUCAUUGCAAACACAGUGUUUCGACGGUGAAAACUGUCGAGUUUAUGAUUGUCGUGCAUUACAUCCUUUCAAGCGUCCAAAGUUGUGUCAGUAUGGCAAGGAAUGUAAUAAUAGAGCAUGUUUAUGUUUACAUCCAAACGAUCGACAGUUGUGUAUACGUGGAGCUGAAUGUCUGGAGCUCGAAUGUACAUAUGUGCAUCCAUCCGGCCGACCAACUAAAUGUAAAGAUGGUAUUCUUUGUGAUAAUUUCAAUUGUAAUCGGUUACAUCCACGUGAAUGGGAUCCGCCAGAUGAUACCAAUUAUAAAAACUUCCAAUCACAAAGUAGUGGCAAUCUAAAAUCAUUCCGAGUGCGCAUGAGCGAACGAGAAUCCGCUCGAUUACCUAUCUUUGGUUCACGUACUGAAUUUUGUCAACGAUUGGAACGUGAAAAAUUGCUUGUAGUCACAGCUGAAACUGGUAGUGGUAAAAGCACACAGUUGCCUCAAUAUGCUGCUGAGUAUUUCUCCGAUGGCCUCGUAGUGUGUACUCAACCACGUGUUGUCGCUGCGAUGUCUUUGGCUCGUCGUGUGGCGGAUGAGUACGAUGGAACAUCCGAAGGCAAUUCUGUUGGAUAUCAAGUUGGCAGCGGCAAUCGUGUACGAGGUACAAAUAUUAUGUUUAUGACGGAUGCUGCACUCAUCCACGAGAGUCAAUCCGAUCCAAACUUGAGUCGGAUACGUGUACUGAUAGUUGACGAAGCGCAUGAACGUUCACUUAAUACAGAUAUCGUUAUCGGCAUUAGUAAACUACUAUUAGAAAAGCGUCCAGACGAUUUCUUUGUUGUCAUCGCUUCGGCGACCAUCGAUCCGACUCGGUUCUUAGCAUUUUUUGAUCGAGCAUUCGAUUCUCCUUUAUCCGUUCCUGGUCGUGUAUUUCCAGUCACCAACGAGUAUUUACCACCACCAAAAGAUUGUACGGAUCAAAAUCUUAUUGAAUUACACCUUAUUCCAACGAUUCUUCGUCUGUUUCCCAAACAUAAAGGACAUACGUUGGUUUUUCUUCAUGGUCAACGCGAAAUUGAACAUGCAUUACAGUUGUUCAGUCGAGAGAUACCCAAUGGAUGCGUAGCAUUACCGCUCUAUGGUUCGUUGUCGCCGGAAGAACAAGAAAGAGUGCUUCAAUUCGAUGAUGAGAAUCCCCAGCGGCGAAUGGUUGUUUUUUGUACCAAUGUUGCUGAAACAUCGCUGACAAUCAAAAACACUCGUCUUGUUAUCGAUACUGGUCUAGCAAAAGAGGCUCGAUUUGACAUUCAACGCCGUGUAACGAUUAUUGAAACUGUACGAAUAUCGAAAUCAUCUGCAAAUCAGCGAAAAGGCAGAGCAGGACGUACAGCACCUGGUCAUUGUGUCCGACUGUACGACAUGAACGAUUUAAAACGCGAAAAUAUCGAACCGGAAAUUCUUCGCUCCUCACUUGAUCUUGUCGUAUUACAAUUGGUACGAUUAGGUCUCGAUCCACGAACAUUCCCGUUUAUGGAUGCACCUGACACACACGUCUUGACGAGUUCACUUGACCUGCUCACUCGUCUUUCUUGCAUUAUCAAUGAAACAACAAGUACUUUGCGAGGUCAACUCUUUACGGAACUAUCAUUGGAUCCUCGACUGAGUGCACUUAUGACCAGUAGUUACGUGGAUGUCGGAGGAGAACGUUUAUUAGCUAGAAGUGCAAUAAUUGUUGCCAUUCUGUCGGCACCUGGUUCACUCUUCUACAUGGGUGGUGCUAGUAAAGAAGCUAAAGCUGAAGCUCGUAGUCGAGUGGCUGUUGGUGCAUCCGAAUUCGAUAGUGAUCUGUUCUAUCUUUGUAGUGUGUACAAGAAUUGGGAGAAGGCUGGACGUGUAGAUCCGAUACAUAGACGAUGUGCAACUUGUCAAAAAGUAGUUUCGAAACUAUUAGAUAGUUGUCGAUCGUGUCGUACGCAACACGCGAAUAUCAACGGACUUAAUAAUAAAGUUCUUCAGAUAGUUUAUCGUUCGUUCGAAUUCUACAUGAAAACGAUUCUGAACCCUCAAUGGAAACUGACUGCAUCGAGUAGUGUUGUGCUCGAAUCGGACGAACGAGAUGCAAUUGGAGAACAACUUUACAAAUUAUUUCCAGAACAAACAGGUCAUCUUCUCGUUUAUCAUUUACCAGAUAACGGGAUUCGUCUUAUUAACAAUGAAAUACGUGCGAGAAUCAACGAUACAAGCGUUUAUGUACAACGAGUUCACGAUCAUGGACACCACCAUUUCGUCACCAUGUCUAUUACACAGUUACCUUCUGGUGAUCAUAUUGUUGAUCGUCUUCAUCCAGUACCAUCCAAAUGCUUGCCACCAGUACCUAUUAAAGAUUUGUUCAGUCUAAAAAAUGUUGGAUAUUUAGUUCACAAUGAGAUACGCAAAGCAUUAGACAAUCGCCGUUCGGAACCAUGGACGAAAUGGUNUUGA